AUGAGUGCGGCAAAUAAUUUCCUCUUCAGUACUGGAAGGGAUAAAGGUGAUGGAAAGAGCAUGUGUGCUUGGCAAUCAUCAGCCAAUCCUACUACUGAAGAAUUACUUGCUGUUGCACUCAAAAAACCAAUUUAUCUUAACUUAGAUCACUAUCAAACCAUGCUUUUUAAGGACGACAGCAUCGCAAUUUUGCUUCCUAUCAAAGCUCGACCGAUAUCUAUCUUCCCACAAGUUAAAUUUCAAAUGAAUGAAACAAAACAUGUAGAAAAUGCACCAUUUUUAGCAAUAUUACAAAAAGGAUCUCCAUGGAUAUGCAACAUAACACUCACAUUUCAAGAUGUCAAUCAUUUCUUCCCUGUUUUUGAUGUUCAUUUCACUUUAUCUGACCCAUAUCCUGAUAAUAUACACGAUGCGAUAUACGGUGCUUUACAAGGCAUCACGUGGGAAUCCAAAAUGCGUGAGUGCGCCCAAUCAAUUGGUUUGCCUUUGAAUAGAAUGGUUUUCUUCUGGAAAAAUGGCAAGUCAAAUGAUGUCCUUUUCCCAGGAAUGAAACCUCUAGAUUAUGUUAAAGCUAAUUUCAACUCAGAUUUUACAUUAUAUAAGCCAGCUGGAGAUUUAUUUUAUAGAAUCAUCAAAGACGAUCAGAGUUUCAGUGGAGACUAUACAUUUCUUACCAAAACUCACAAGCUCAAUAUUAAAUCCAUGGAUACUUUCUUCGAUUCCAUUCUACAAAUCACAGAAAAGUUAAUCGGUGCAAAUUAUGACGAUUCGAUCUCAAUCGAACAAGCAAAAAGCACGUUAUCGAAACUAUCCAUAGACACGCUACUCGCCAUCGUCUCAAGAAUGACAAAUCCCAGAUUUGAUCUUACGGAAUGGAGCGAAUACGUAGCUUUGUUCAAAGCCGUAUCGAAAAAUCCAGAGCAUACGGACAGCCUGAAAGAUUUCUCUCAGUCAAGUCUUGCUUUAAUCAACUUCAUUUCGCAAACCAAAAAUAUUUUCUCUCGUCUUGUCCAAUUCUACACCAAAAUACACUUAGAAUUACGUAGAUUACCCAAAGACCCCAAUAACAACCUUUUCGGCCGUGUUGUUUACUCAUGUUUUGUAAAUGUUGCAGAUUCUCCAUAUACAUUGUUAAUUACCACCGGAUUCCUUGAAAUCAUGAACUUCAGUCCCUCGAAUACCACAACCCAUGAGAUAUUACCCAAUUCCUACUCCUUCAAAUGCGUAAAUUCUUCUCCCCUCCUUUUCUGUGCCUCCCUGACCUUGUUACAAGUCUGUCCGUUGACCAAUACAUCCUGUGUUGUCAUUAACGAUGACGGAUCCUUCGUUAUCAACUUCCCAAACAACACCGCAUUGACAGAUUUCGUUUUAAUCUUCCACGUUAGGCAGUUUGCGAUGAACGAGAAGUACAUCAGUCCUCCUCUUCCUUUCUACGGCGCUUCCACACUUUCCAUCAACUUUUCUUCCGCAGAUUUGACAACUCUCAUCAAUUUCGACAUCAAACUCUUGGAUAAGAACUGGUCCCUGCAGAUGAAACUCAACGACUUCGUGAACAAGAUCACACAGAAGUGCCAGAAAGCAAAAGCCCUUGCAAUUCCGUCACUUUUACGAUCAACAGUUCCAAACCACAUUCAAUCUAGCGCAAACCAAGAAAUUCUCGGCAUCAACGUAACAACAGACACGAUCUUCAAAGAGCUGAGACGCACCAACACCGAUGCAGAGCGUACACUGCGAUUCAUCACAGCCUUGAUCAUGGACGGCAUCAAUUCUCAGUCUCAUGAAAUCACUUACGAGACACUGAACAUUUUGGGAAUUGCCAGUUUGACACAGGCGAUUACAUUGCGUUCUCCACAGAUGUUGAGACUGUGCGCAACUGUUUUCCCUGCACAGUUCAGCGAGCACAUAAUGCUUGAUGACAACAUCGCCAAUUUCGCUGCAACGUACUUGACUGAUCUGAGAGUAAUGAGGGAACUGAUGAAGCAUGUCUCGAUUACUGACAGAUCUUCUGCUGCAGCAAACGGAGCUUUGAGGAAUCCUGGUGGUUCAUUGCAAGUUUUGACUGAUUCUGGAGCGAUUUUGGACGCAAUUUAUCCUGAUGAUGUCAAUCCAUUGAUACAAGCUAUUGAUGGCGGAAUGAAUGAGAAGAUAAUUGAGUUGCUGAGGAAAGGAGCUCCAGCAAAUUCAUCAAGGACAGAACUUGCUUCUGCUUUGAGAUUCGCAAUUGCAAAGGAUAAUUUGGAUGCUGUCAAAUUGAUGGCUCCUUUUCUUGGUGACGCAAUCAAUGUCGCAACACUGAAUGGAGAAUUUCCUAUUCACACGUGCAUCAUCUGCGAAAGAUGCGCUAUCUUGGAAGCACUGAUUUCUCUCUGUCCGAAACUCAACCCGAAUAUUUCCUCAAAGAAUUUCGCUCUUCCAAUUCAUUACAUCCUUCAAAAAGGAGAAUGUUUGAAAAUUUUGAGAGCGCUCAUGCAUCAUCCCGCGAUUGACUUGAACGCGUACAACAAGGACGGAAGGACUCCUCUCUCUAUAACAAUAGAUACAGGAAGAUUCGUCACGUUGAGAGUUCUUCUUGGAGAUAAAAGAUGCGAUCCUAAUUAUCCUGAUUUCGACGGAACUCUUCCGAUCCACAAAGCUGCCGCCGGAGGAAACAAGUUCAUUCUGGACACAUUGAUUGAGUACGGAGCGAAUGUGAAUGCUCCUGCACCUGAUGGAACAACUGCACUCUACAUUGCAGUGAAAGCAAGGAAUGAUGAAAUGAUUGAAUCGCUUAUGAAUGCAGGAGCAAAUCCAUCUCUUUGGAUGGUAAAUGGAAAAAGCAUUGACGACAUUUCUACUCCGGAAAUAAGGAAAAUGUUGUUCCCAGAAGGAAAAUCACAUAAUAUUAACUAUAUGGAUUAUGAAGAAGAGUUCAGAUAUCCAACUUUGAUGUUCAAGGAUGAAUAA
Trichomonas vaginalis G3 is the source of this 2943-nucleotide messenger RNA. RefSeq names its product spectrin binding. The coding region runs from base 1 to 2943 and encodes 980 amino acids. NCBI's taxonomy places the organism in Eukaryota, Parabasalia, Trichomonadida, Trichomonadidae. Gene Ontology annotation, biological process: negative regulation of delayed rectifier potassium channel activity; neuronal action potential. The transcript has a single exon. The record is from RefSeq and is a predicted model, not a curated record. Gene Ontology annotation, cellular component: membrane; axon initial segment; synapse. Gene Ontology annotation, molecular function: transmembrane transporter binding.